Messenger RNA from Acanthopagrus latus (yellowfin seabream), 3756 nucleotides. It is a transcript of the gene esrp2, whose product is annotated as epithelial splicing regulatory protein 2. NCBI's taxonomy places the organism in Eukaryota, Metazoa, Chordata, Actinopteri, Spariformes, Sparidae. Gene Ontology annotation, molecular function: mRNA binding. Gene Ontology annotation, cellular component: ribonucleoprotein complex; nucleoplasm. Gene Ontology annotation, biological process: regulation of RNA splicing. The coding region runs from base 189 to 2432 and encodes 747 amino acids. The record is from RefSeq and is a predicted model, not a curated record. The transcript is spliced from 16 exons.
GAGGCCGAGCCACACAGGUAACACAGAAAAAAAAUAGAAAGGAGGAAAGAGAAAAAAAAACUGCGGGGCUUGUUAUGGAGUUCGUGUGAAGGAAACACGGAUUCCCAGCCUUCUUUACCAGUUAAACCAGUAUCUCUGGAUAGAGCGCACUCAAGUACUUCAACAGUUUUUACCCCUUGUGGUCCCUGAUGGCUUCGCACAGUGAUACUCUGGUGGUGUUCUUUGGGGCAACAGCUGGUGCAAAUGGGGGUAAACUGGGUUCGGAUGAGAGGGAAAUAAUUCUCUUGGUGUGGCAAAUUGUGGACCUACAUGAGAAAAAGGUUGGGAAGCUUCAGAGAUGUAUCGUCAAGCCGGACACUUUGGAGCUGACAGACCAGUGCAAAGAGGACACAGGCCUGACUCUGGACGACAUUGUCAAAGCCGAGCCCCUGGAUAAAGUUCUGCAACAGUUCCAGCAGUCGGUGUCAUCAGAGCUGAAAUGUCUCGGCAGAAGCUCGUAUACGCUAUGUGUCAACAGUCCCCUCAUCAUCCGACAGGCCCUCCACCCCGAAGCGUCCAAGAAGAAUCUCGUCCUUCCUGAGUGUUUCUUUACAUUUGUGGAUGUGAGGAAGGAGUUUCACAAAUGUUGCCCCAACGCUGGACCUGUGCAGAAGCUCGAACUCCCCUCCAUGUUGGAGUAUGUGGGUCUUCCUGCUGUGUCAGAGCAGUCGAUGGGGGUGAGGGAGGUGAGGAGCAUGGUGCAGCUGACGCUCUGCAUCCUGGCUGAGCCCUACAAUCACAAGUUCUCCUGUGUUGAAACGGUGAAGUACAAGUUUGAUUCCGGCACAUGCAGUAAGACGGAGCCGGUGGACAGUGAGACGGUGAUCAGAGCUCGGGGGCUUCCAUGGCAGUCAUCAGACCAGGACAUCGCUCGCUUCUUUAAAGGCCUCAGUAUUGCCAAGGGUGGUGUGGCCCUCUGUCUUAAUGCUCAAGGCAGGAGAAACGGCGAAGCUUUGGUUCGUUUCAUCAACUCAGAACACAGAGAUCUCGCACUGGAGCGUCACAAGCACCACAUGGGCAGCCGCUACAUCGAGGUCUACAAAGCCACAGGAGAGGAAUUCCUCAAGAUCGCUGGAGGUACAUCAAACGAAGUGGCCCAGUUCCUGUCCAAAGAGAACCAGGUGAUAAUCCGUAUGCGGGGGUUGCCGUUCACUGCCACACCACAGGAAGUGCUUUCCUUCCUCGGUCCAGAGAGCCCAGUGACGGAUGAUGCUGAGGGUCUGCUCUUUGUCAAGUACCCUGAUGGACGGCCCACUGGCGAUGCCUUUGUAAUUUUCUCCUGUGAAGAGUACGCCCAGAACGCCCUGAAGAAGCACAAGCAGAUCCUGGGGAAGCGGUAUAUCGAGCUGUUUCGGAGUACUGCAGCUGAGGUGCAGCAGGUCCUGAACCGUUACAUGUCCACACCUCUGAUCUCCACACUGCCUCCUUCACCUAUUGUGCCGGUCCCAGUCCUCACCUCGCCCUCCUUCCUUCCAGCGGCCAGCAGCACCCGCGACUGCGUCCGCCUCCGGGGCCUGCCCUACACUGCCGGCAUUGAAGAUAUCCUGGAGUUCAUGGGAGAGCACACCGUUGACAUCAAACCCCACGGAGUUCACAUGGUUCUCAACCAGCAGGGUCGACCCUCUGGUGAUGCUUUCAUCCAAAUGAAGUCAUCUGACAAGGCCUUUACAGUCGCCCAGAAGUGCCAUAAAAAGACCAUGAAGGACCGUUAUGUCGAGGUCUUCCAGUGCUCCACAGAGGAGAUGAGCAUUGUGCUGAUGGGAGGAACCCUGAACCGCAGCGGCCUCUCCCCUCCACCCUGCAAACUUCCCUGUCUUUCUCCCCCCACUGCGUACGCCGCCUUCCCCACCCCGCCUGCCAUCCUCUCUGAGGCUGCUCUCUACCAGCCCCCCCUGCUGGCAGCUCCCAGACCUCCUCCAACCACCACACACAGCCCUGCUCACGCCCUGGCCUACUACCCCCCUCACCCACACCUGUACAUGAAUAUGAACAUGAACUACACAGCCUACUACCCCAGCCCUCCAGUUUCUCCCUCAACAGUGAGCUACUUUGCAGCUCCACCGGGAUCGGUGGCAGCAGCAGUGGCAGCUCAGCCUCACCACCCCGCCGCCGCCGCCGCUGCCGCCGCCGCCUCCUCCGUGAUGCCUCAGCCCGGCGCCCUGGUUAGGAUGCAGGGGCUUCCCUACAACACCGGAGUCAAAGACAUUCUCAGCUUCUUCCAGGGAUACCAGCUCCAGCCAGACGCCGUUCUCAUCUUGUACAACUUUAGUGGCCAGUGCAGCGGCGAGGCCUUGAUCACCUUCCCCAGCGAGGAGGUCGCCAGGCGGGCCGUAGCCGAGCGCUCCAACCACCCCUUCUACGGCCAGCAGGUCCACUUGGUGUUCUGUAACUGACCACUAACCCCCCUGAUUCAACCUCCCAUUGAAGAGCACCCGACUUCCACAUACAGCUCUUCAGCUCUGCCAUAAAACUGAACAAGCUCCAGCUGAUCUCAGUGCCACUUAAAAACAGUUGGUGAAUCUCUCCCUGCUCCACGAUCGGCCGAUUAUUAUCACACAUCUGACUCUGCUGGCCCUGACACUCCUGAAGCCACUGCUGGAGUUUGGACAUCCACUGGAGAAGCAGCUGACGCCAUUAAAGCUUCAUGUGUUUGUACCCACUGUAAUAGCUGCUUGUGGAGACGAGACGGGUGUGGAGCCUGGACACCCCCUCGUCAUCGGCUCUGCAAAGCCAAAUAUGCAUGUAUAUUUAAAUACUCUCUAUAUGUGUCCCCCUAAAACUGUACAGAUGUUCGUCCUGAGAUGCUUGAGGCUUUACAAACCACUUCUGCACACAAUCUUUUCUGUGCAUUUCUAAAUUUUCACUCUUAAACACUACAAGAUUUAGAUUUUUUCAGAGUAUCGGAGACUUGGCGUUCUGCAGCCCUGUGCAAACGCACAUGUGUGUUAUGAGCAUGCACAAUGCGUAUUGAUUUGAUGGCCUCCAGCUGUGAAGUGGCGCCGUUAAAAACAGAGAAAAAAGCCAUAGAUUCUGACUUGUACUACUGAAACAACCGAGUGAAUAUCAACUGUACUUAACUGUCAUGGAUUAAUUUGAAUGUUGAGCUGCAGCGACUAUCAGUUAAAACCGGAGCAACACCUCAGAUGUGCCAGCGCACCAAGUAAUUUGUAACUUAUUUUCUGUAAGAGCAUUUAUGUGACAUGUAGUGUGUCAUCCAUUCAGACCUUUUUCAAGCACUACAAAAUGAUUUUGCUACAAUCAGAGAGUUAAGUGACCAAGUAGAGUGACAAAUUGAUUCUGUUUUUAUGAACCCACUUCCACAAAAAGUAGACAUUUUGUUAUGAAGUGUAAAAGGGCCGAGGCGUAUAUCCUGCAGCCUUUUAUAGUGAUCAACCUCAGCUACCAGGUCUCUUGUGUUUUUGGUUUUUCGAGAAAAUUAAUACCGAUCAGUCUGUAGCAUGCUUUAUUGACCGGAGUACUGUGUUUAAAAAAAAAAGGAAAAAAAAAAAAAAAAGCUGCAUGAUUUUUUUUCCUGUGACAAGUUUUUUUUGCCUCUUUACGGUGCCUACAUUACCCAGAGUGCAAUACUGGCCCAUACAAGGCUUGGUCAACCUCUGGUGGCAGAGGAGAUGUUUGUUUUGUUGCAAGUUUGAGACUUGUAUGAAUUUAGGUCUGUGUAUAAGUAUGUAAAACAAUAAAAAAAAAUGUUCACAAUGA